Molecule: messenger RNA, 2069 nt
Organism: Bradysia coprophila
Lineage: Eukaryota; Metazoa; Arthropoda; Insecta; Diptera; Sciaridae
Product: RNA-splicing ligase RtcB-like
Biological process (GO): tRNA splicing, via endonucleolytic cleavage and ligation
Cellular component (GO): tRNA-splicing ligase complex; nucleus
Molecular function (GO): RNA ligase (ATP) activity; RNA ligase (GTP) activity
Source: RefSeq, a predicted model, not a curated record
UGCCACGCUGACUCUGUCUCGAAACGAUUGUGUCCAUAGAUUAACCGAUGACCGGUCAUAAAAAUCAUUCUUGGCAUAAAAUAUUUUUCACAAUAAUUUACAUCAUUUGAUGAAAUGCUUGCUUGUGAAUAUUUGUGUACGCUAUCUGAUUGUAGUAGGUACAUGAACGAAUAAAGUAACAGCAGAAGUCGAUUUUGAACAAUUUCAUUCAUUUUCAUUCGUGUUGCGUCAGUGAGUGGAACUUACUGCUGCUAUUGACAUAAAAGGACAGUUAUUCUUGCUGCUUGAGUUUGUUGGUGAUAAUUCAUCGAAAGUGAAAUAAUUAAAAAUGGUUGUCCGUACCUACGAAGAGGAAUUGAAGUACAUUGAGCGAAUCAAUGACUAUUCAUAUCGCAUCAAAAUCGGUUUUCAACCGAACAUGAAUGUUGAGGGAAUUUUCUAUGUAAAUAAACAUUUGGAGAAAUUAAUGUUCGAGGAAUUGCGAAAUGCCUGUCAGCCGGGCAAAGGCGGUGGUUUCCUACCUGGUGUUAAACAAAUAGCGAACGUUGCAGCAUUACCGGGAAUCGUUGGAAAGUCGGUCGGUUUGCCCGAUAUUCAUUCGGGCUAUGGAUUUGCCAUUGGUAACAUGGCUGCAUUUGAUAUGGACGAUCCGAAUGCAAUAGUAUCUCCUGGCGGCGUUGGAUUCGACAUCAAUUGCGGUGUUCGCUUGAUACGCACCAACUUAUUCGAAAAGGAUGUGCAACCGGUUAAAGAGGAGAUUGCGCAAAAUUUGUUCGAUCAUAUUCCAGUCGGAGUAGGAUCGAAAGGAGUAAUUCCAAUGACAGCAAAAGACUUGGAUGAGGCACUAGAAAUGGGCAUGGAUUGGUCGAUUAGAGAAGGAUAUGUGUGGGCUGAAGACAAGGAACAUUGUGAGGAGAAUGGUAGAAUGUCUGGUGCAGAUGCGUCGAAGGUCACUAGCCGAGCGAAACAACGAGGUCUGCCACAGUUGGGCACUUUGGGUGCCGGUAAUCAUUAUGCUGAAAUUCAAGUGGUCGAUGAAAUUUACGAUAAAGCAGCAGCUAGUGCUAUGGGCAUUGAAGAAACGGGACAAGUUUGUGUGAUGAUUCAUUCGGGAAGUCGAGGCUUUGGACAUCAGGUCGCAACGGAUGCCUUAGCUCUAAUGGAAAAAGCGAUGAAGCGUGAUAAAAUUGUAACGAAUGACCGUCAACUAGCCUGCGCACGGAUUAAUUCCAAAGAGGGAGAGACUUAUUUGAAGGGCAUGGCUGCAGCUGCAAAUUUUGCUUGGGUAAAUCGCAGUUCGAUGACAUAUUUGGCUAGACAAGCAUUUGCCAAACAGUUCAACACAACCGCUGAAGAUCUGGACAUGCAUGUAAUCUAUGAUGUGUCCCACAACGUUGCAAAGAUCGAGGAACACAUGGUUGACGGAAAGCCAAGAAAGCUACUCGUUCAUCGUAAGGGAGCAACGCGAGCUUUUCCACCUGGUCAUCCAUUGAUUCCAGCUGACUAUCAAUCAAUCGGUCAACCAGUUUUAGUCGGCGGAACGAUGGGUACGUGCAGUUAUGUUCUAACUGGUACUGAAGGAGCAAUGAGUCAAACGUUUGGCUCGACUUGCCAUGGUGCGGGUCGAGCUUUAUCGCGAGCUAAAGCACGAGCGGAAUUGAAGUACACUGACGUUCUGGAAAAUAUGAAGUCCCUGGGCAUUGCUAUUCGAGUUGCAUCGCCGAAGUUGGUAAUGGAAGAGGCUCCGGAAUCCUAUAAAAAUGUAACGGAUGUGGUCGAUACGUGCGCAGCAGCUGGAUUAAGUAAGAAGUGCAUGAAAUUGAGGCCAAUCGGCGUGAUCAAAGGAUAAUUCCGAUUUUCUGUCAAUUAUCUGAACGAGAAAAUUUAAACAAUUUGUGAAUCGAACACAAAUAUGGACUAUGUCUGUCAAUCUUCAUGGCAACGCUUGUCGAGGGCAGUGCACAAAAAAUUAAAACUUUGAAGAAAGGCAACCAGGAGAGUAACCGAUUCAAAGCAGAUCUUAUAAGAAAAGAAAGAAGUUCGUUGAAUAAAUCGCAUUUUUUCCACAU